AUGUCGGAUCUUACAAUACCAUUUCUAUUUCAAAAAUCGAUUGCACUUAGUUCAUAUCGUGAUCGGCGGUUUAUAGGAAGUGAAGGAGAUCAAGAUCAAAAACUAUUAGCAAGUACAACACUUUAUAUAGGUAAUUUAUCAUUUUUUACAACUGAAGAACAAAUCCAUGAAUUAUUUUCACGUGCUGGUGAUGUCAAACGAAUUAUUAUGGGUUUGGAUAAAAUAGCAAAAACACCAUGUGGAUUUUGUUUUGUCGAAUAUUAUACAAGACUAGAUGCUGAACAAGCUAUGAGAUAUAUAAAUCAAACACGUCUUGAUGAUAGAAUUAUACGAACAGAUUGGGAUGCUGGUUUUGUUGAUGGACGCCAAUUUGGUCGAGGACGAAAUGGUGGACAAGUACGUGAUGAAUACCGUAAAGAUUAUGAUCCAGGCCGUGGUGGAUUCAGUAAACGAAUUAAUCCAGCGUUGGAAAUGGAAAAAGUCGUUUAG
Rotaria socialis is the source of this 489-nucleotide messenger RNA. The record is from the annotation of a GenBank genome assembly. NCBI's taxonomy places the organism in Eukaryota, Metazoa, Rotifera, Eurotatoria, Philodinida, Philodinidae.